Molecule: messenger RNA, 2210 nt
Organism: Corticium candelabrum
Lineage: Eukaryota; Metazoa; Porifera; Homoscleromorpha; Homosclerophorida; Plakinidae
Product: protein-glutamine gamma-glutamyltransferase 4-like
Exons: 1
Coding region: 154-1929 (591 amino acids)
Biological process (GO): peptide cross-linking
Molecular function (GO): protein-glutamine gamma-glutamyltransferase activity
Source: RefSeq, a predicted model, not a curated record
ACAGACAAAUUUAGACCAUACGUACGAGACGAGCCUUCAUUCAUUAUUGCGAGGCGAGGUCGUUCGAUCGAAUUUGUUGUUCGCUAUUGGAAACGAUGCAUUGGCAGUCCCAAAUUUUUGCUGCGAGAUCAAAAUCGCAAUUCAACAGUUUGGAUGUGGACUGACGGCAAGUAUGACGAGAUGGAUGGAAAGAAUUAUUCUGUCUAUUCAAGACACCGCCAUUGUUUCCUCCUCUUCAUUCCUUCUCAUUUGCCUGUUGGCGAUUACGAAGUGACGGUGAAGCAUUCUUGUUCACGAUUUCCCAAACGGUUGGUGCACGUUCAGGUCAUAUUUGACGUUGAACAAAGUUAUAGGAGUGGUGUCCGCAAAAGAGGAGCGGGCGGACUACAACCUUUUGAGAUGGACGAAUAUCUCUACAACGACUUGGGCUACCUGUGGUUGGAAGACUAUGCAAUACGAUGGGACUAUGCUGUCGCUUCAAUGGCGGUGCAAAGAGCAAGAAUUGAGAUAGAAAAGCGUAUGAAUGAGAACGAACGUAGGCAUACACAUCUUUAUGCCCGUGCACUUACUCGUUACGUGGGAGACCCACUAACGCCAGGUAGAGUCUUACAAGGAAGAUGGGAUGGAAUGUAUGACGACGGUACAUCACCAUUUCUUUGGGGUAGCAGCGCGCAGAUAUUUAAUCUCUGGCUACCACACAGAAAUACUGUAAAGUAUGGACAGUGUUGGGUAUUUGCCGCUUUACUUACGAGUCUUCUCAGAUCCAGAGGCAUUCCUGCUAGGACGGUUACCAAUUAUCAAAGUCUUCAUGACCGAGGCUUAGCAGACAACCGCCUAUCAGUUUUAAGACAGUAUGACAAAAUACAACAAUCUGAUGAACUCGUGUGGAACUUUCACGUGUGGUCAGAGGCUUGGAUGGCUCGAUCGGACUUGAAGCAACCAGCAUAUUGGAAUGCAGUAGAUGCAACACCACAGGAGCCUUCACCCUUAGCAGUUGGCAAUCACUACCAAACUGGUCCAGCUUAUGUACCAUACGUCAAGCAAAAUUUACCUCACGAUGUUAACUAUGAUACCAAAUUUGUCACAGCGGAAGUUAAUGGAAGAAGGUGGUGUCCAAUUACUGGCGCAUAUGUUUCGGGUACAAUAGGUCUUAACAUAAUAACUAAGGUACCUGGAAGAGGCGAUGGGGUAUAUUCAUACAACAACCCAUUGUUUAUAACUGGGAAUUACAAACACUUGAUUGGGAAGAGAAGUACAGACAGCAAAAUCCUACUGCCUCCACCUUAUUCUGGAUGUCGUCGAGAAAAUGGCCUCAGACUAUCAGCUAGUCCGGAGAUACCAUCGGUUGGGCAGACAUUCAAUCUCUUUGUUACUCAAGGAAACACGAGCGUGCCAGAGAGUAGUUUGUUAGUGUUGAUGGAACCGAUUGUUUACACAUCACAAUCACUUGGAAUUGUCAGACUGUUCCUGGAGUCUUCAUACAUUACUGUUACCGAGGAUGACUAUCUCCCUUACUUACGAAACACGACAAUCUUUAAGUUCAAGGUGGGCGUGUGCAAUUCAUCUGGCCAUUUUGUGUUUCAUGAUGCUCUUCUUCUUCGCUUGGCGUAUGACAGUUUGAGCAUUCAAGUGACAAGAAAAGAAACCGGUAGUGACUCCGUUGAUUUGGUGGUAACCGUUAGCUUCGACAAUCCGUUCUCAAUUUCUCUUACUGGCGUUCUACUGUCUGUCUUCGCCCCCAGUUUUGACGUCUCUACCGAACAUCUUCGUGACCUUCCACCAGCAACAUCGCUAGCUCACAGUGUGACUGUGGGCUGUGGAUCAACAACGGGCUCAAGAUUUAUAUUAGCAACGCUAGACACAGCAGAGACUUUUAGGUCAGUUAGAGGAUAUGCUACUGUGGACUGUACGGUGACCAAUGGGCGUUAACCCGCAGUGCGCUUCCGUGAGGAGUAAGUAGCCAUGAAGAAGACGUCUUGUUGCUUUCCAUGUUACUUUCCUUUUUGCUCCUCGCUGUAAUUGGACGUAUUGACUGCUGCUGAAUUUUUCGUGACUAUACAAUACUUAAUAGCUCGUAGAUUCUGCGUCUUAGAGUGGGUGUCUUAGCUCAAGUGUUUGUUGUCGCUUUGGCGCUGUUUUUGUAUGUUACAGCAAUGUCGAAGUUUUCGGGUAACAGUUUGACGAUAGAGCAGUUGUCCUACAACCUCAUA